Emiliania huxleyi CCMP1516 is the source of this 643-nucleotide messenger RNA. RefSeq lists its product as hypothetical. Lineage: Eukaryota; Haptophyta; Isochrysidales; Noelaerhabdaceae. The record is from RefSeq and is a predicted model, not a curated record. The coding region runs from base 1 to 399 and encodes 132 amino acids. The transcript has 3 exons.
AUGAAAGCUUUGCUCGUAUUGAUCAGCACCGCCUGCGCCGCGUCGGCGCUGCAGCUGCAGGCACGACCGCCGGCGCCCCGAACCCGGCUGCGCGUGCUGGCCGCGCCGCGGCUUGCUGAGUCCGCCGAGCCCGAGUCCACGCCGGCGACACCCGAGCCGCUCACAAUCUCGGAUGAGCAGAUCGCUGCAGCGGCGCGGGCAGCGUCGGAGCCCGGCGCGGACCCAUUUGCGGGCUUCGAGACGGCGGAGCCGCCUCGCGAGGAGGAGCCCUUCGACCCGCGCAUAAUUAUAUACGUCUCGCUGCCCGCGCUCGUGCUGGGCGCGCAGCUCUUCUUCACCUUCUCGCGCGACAUGCUCGCGGGGGACCAAGUCGGUCCGGCGGUGAUGGACGCGAUGUGAGGCACCGCGAGCCACCCCGCUCUGGCGUCUGUGUCUUCCGCAGUCCCUUGGCGGGGAGUAGCACUUGCGAUUUGGCGGGGAUCGGGAGGGACGGAGAGUGUGUGUGUGACGGGCCCCUCCCCCGGCCGUCUCUCGUGCAGCUAGCUCCUGUCUCUCUGUGUGGGGGGGGGCGGCGUCCAUGAUUGCGUGUGGGGAAAACGCUGCUUAGUCGUGGCACAUGAGACAUGUAGUGGAUUUUGAGACA